Cinclus cinclus is the source of this 885-nucleotide messenger RNA. RefSeq names its product myozenin 1 (gene MYOZ1). The record is from RefSeq and is a predicted model, not a curated record. Gene Ontology annotation, cellular component: Z disc; actin cytoskeleton. The coding region runs from base 1 to 885 and encodes 294 amino acids. The transcript has 5 exons. Gene Ontology annotation, molecular function: actin binding; FATZ binding; telethonin binding. Lineage: Eukaryota; Metazoa; Chordata; Aves; Passeriformes; Cinclidae.
AUGCCCCUUGCAGGGACUCCUGCUCCUGUUAAAAGGAAAAAGUCCACUAAACUCAUUGGGAAGCUGACACAUGAAGCUAUGCCACAAGAGGUGUCCAAGUUGAACCUGGGGAAGAAGAUCAGCAUCCCCAGAGAUGUGAUGCUAGAAGAGCUUUCUCUCCUCACUAACAAAGGAUCCAAGAUGUUCAAAUUGCGUCAGCUGAGAGUGGAGAAGUUCAUUUAUGAGAAUAACCCUGAUGCCUUCACCGACAAUUCUGUGGAUCACUUCCAGAAGUUCAUCCCACCAGGAGGGCGUUAUGGGGAAGAUGCUCAGGGCUAUGCCCAUGGGCGGAUGGUAGGAGGAGUGCCAGCUGGGCAGCACGGCUCCAGUACGCAGCAGCAUCCCGGGGUCCCUCCCAGGCCUGGGAGCAGAGGAGGCGCUAGAGAUGGUGAAGGGGAGCAUGCAGGGAAAUCAUCUGGAAGCGGUGGAGAAGGAGGCGACGGUACUGACAAAGAUGGAAAGUCAGGAGGCAAAAAAGUUACUAUAUUUAAAACUUAUAUUUCCCCUUGGGAACGAGCGAUGGGUAUCAGUCCUGAAGACAAAAGUCAGUUCUCCAUGGACUUACUGUCAUACAGCCCCAAAGCUGAUUUCCCCCAUUACAAGUCUUUUAACCGGACUGCCAUGCCUUACGGGGGCUAUGAAAAAGCAGCCAAACGGAUGACCUUCAAAGUGCCUCAGUUUGAUAUCUGCCCUUUGCUCCCAGAAUCUCUCAUGAUAUAUAAUCAAAAUUUCAGCAAAAGACCCUCCUUCAACAGAACCCCAAUACCUUGGAUGCCUUCAGGAGAUCUCUCAGAGUACCAGACUGCAGUCAAUGUGCCAAUAAGUGGUGAAACAGAAGAGCUGUAA